UGUCAUCACUACUUCCACUCGCUCACACCUCGCCCUUCCACCCCAAGGGAGGUUUGUCAUAUUUCAUCUGCCCUCCCGUCUCCAACCUCUCCGCUGGCUUUCCGAGGCCCAUUCUGUCGCAUUGCCUCUCCAGUCCCCCGCCCUUCCUGUACUUUCUCGAACUCGGUAACAGAACGUAUUUCGACCUUGCUGCCAUCGAACGAGCGACGCAGUAUGACUCGCAACAAUAACAUCUUAAUCCAAUUCAACUCUGGCUAUGACCCGGAUGCCGGUGACUAUCGCCAUCCGCCACGGCCACCCAUGCACGACAGAGGGAGCUUUAACAUGUCCUCACGAGCCAACCCACGCACCGAUCCCAUGGCCCGUUCGCAAGGACAGAUUCGCAAUGGCGCCAUCUCCCAUCCUACCACUGUUCAGAGUAACGGCAAUGGGUCCGCCGCACCACGCAGACGGAUCCCCGUCGCUUGCGGGAGGUGCCGUAAGAGAAAGAUACGCUGCAGCGGAGACCCUGGUGAUAACACUGGCUGUGGCCACUGCAGGGGCGCCCAAGCAGCGCACGAGUGUAAGUUUGAGAGGGUAUCGUCGUCAACCAUCGACCUCCGAACAUAUUCAGGUGCAACCUCUCCGCCUUCCAAUGGAACUGGACAGGCCCACUCCGGCGGCUCUGGACAUGGGCCCGGAUCCGGAUCCACAUCCCUUGGAUUACAUGCAGCAGGGAGUUAUUCGGCUCCAUGUUUGCAUUCAUCUGGAUAUCCGUCCUCCAUGGGAAUGGGGCAUAGCAUGGGCUUCAGUAGUAGCCGUGGCACAUUGAUGAGUUCGAAGCUUUACCAUCAAGAUGGCCUCAUUGCCGAUCCCACGACUUCGUCCAUGAAUCUGGUUGCAUCCCGUUUCUACGAAGGGCUUGGGAAUGAGAUAUCGGCUCCCACGGACAGCAAUUACUCCCAAUACAUGCUCAACUCAGAGACAGGACAUAGCUUGAGCACCGAUAAUGCGAACGCAGUUCUUUCGAGCCAGCACUCCGAUUACCCAAGGCACUGGUCUUCGGUGCAGCCAACCAACAAGUCCUCCAGCUCCACGUAUUACUCAAACUUGGAACCGGAAACCACUGCAUCGAGUGUCACAAUGGGCAGCAUCAUGUCCGGCUUCAUGCCGUGCCCAGCUGGACCUAGGAAUGCCAGCAGCACCAGCUUGGAUAGCUAUCCCACCAUGUUCCCAGCUCUCGGCUCGCUAUCUUCGUCUCUACCAGAGAGCGGAUCCAGGUCGACGCUCUUGGACAAGGUUCUGCCUCCGCUGGGGCCAGCUCGCAUGCCAACCACGGACUUUGGCGGCAUCAAGCUCUACAGCUCCUACACGGAUUCCUCUGGUCCAUCGAGUGCAUCACAUUCUCGCUCGUCGACCUCGACCCGCAGAUCCCCGGCUGCGAGCUAUAUCCCUGCGUCGCCAUCUCUGCAACAGGUUGUGCCCAGCUCCUCCGAGCGAUCCACGCCGACACUUCUCUCAACUUCCGAACGAUCCACACCGACGCUGCUUUCAUCCUCCGCAUCCAGCAACUCCAUGAGCAACUACGUAACAUCUUCUGUCUCGAACAUGAACACCAUUGGACUGUAUCCCUCCAACCAGCAGUCGCUCCACAGCUCCUCGAUCGAGCACCUAUCGGGUGCCGCGGCCUCGAUGCUCAAGCAGGAGCGGCAGAAGCAGCAGCAGCAGCGCACCGAGGUAGACCUGGUUCCGCGCGUAAGUGCAAUAACAGCGCCACCGCUUCACACCAGCUCGGGAACACCCAGCAGCAGUAGCAGCCCAUCGAACUACCAGCAGAGCGGAGAGCAGCAGCACAUCCGGUAUCGUGGCUUGAACAGAAUCUACUAGCCGGCCGGCCAACCAGAAACCUAGGAUAUGUCCUAUUCCUGGCUCAUGCUUUUUUUCUUUUCUUUUACUACUUGACACGCAGAAAA
This is a messenger RNA of Tricharina praecox, 1952 nucleotides long. RefSeq lists its product as uncharacterized. The transcript is spliced from 3 exons. The record is from RefSeq and is a predicted model, not a curated record. Gene Ontology annotation, molecular function: DNA-binding transcription factor activity, RNA polymerase II-specific; zinc ion binding. The coding region runs from base 214 to 1866 and encodes 550 amino acids. Lineage: Eukaryota; Fungi; Ascomycota; Pezizomycetes; Pezizales; Pyronemataceae. Gene Ontology annotation, biological process: regulation of DNA-templated transcription.